Messenger RNA from Metarhizium robertsii ARSEF 23, 825 nucleotides. Its product is annotated as DUF341 domain protein. The record is from RefSeq and is a predicted model, not a curated record. NCBI's taxonomy places the organism in Eukaryota, Fungi, Ascomycota, Sordariomycetes, Hypocreales, Clavicipitaceae. The transcript has a single exon. Gene Ontology annotation, cellular component: cytoplasm; nucleus. The coding region runs from base 1 to 825 and encodes 274 amino acids.
AUGAAAAGAAUAUUGGCACUCCAUGGCGUUGGUUCGUCAGCGGAAAUAUUGCGAGACCAGCUCACUCCUGUAGUGAGAGCCCUGAGCCAGAACUACGAGUUUGUCUAUCUUGAUGGCGCAGUUAGACGAGAAAGAGGGCCAGGAAUGGCGCCGUACUAUAACGGGCCGUUCUAUUCUUACACGACGGGGUAUACACCAGCGGAAAUCCGUGAUACUCUGGAUGAUCUGAGUGAUUUCAUCCAAGAUGAUGGCCCGUUCGACGGGGUUAUAGGCUUCAGCCAGGGUGCUUCUGUUGCAGCUUCCUAUAUUCUCGACCACCAGGCGCAGCAUCCAGAUAAGGCGCCUCCAUUUGGAUUUGCCAUCUUCCUCUCAUCCGUGGCAGCAUUUUCACCGGAUGAUUUGCACUGUCUUCCAAUCGUCCAGCGUUUGGUUCAGCAGAACUAUGAAGCGGUGCACCAUUUCCCUGAUAAAAUAUCCAAGAAACUGGCCGUAUCCGACAGUGUAUUCGCUGAGUACCUCGCCACCACCUUCAAGAUGGCUCGAAAGAUUGGAGCUACUAUGCCCGACUAUGACAUUGCCUUCUUUAAACACCGAGAUCCGCAAAAAGUGCCUCGCGUGUUGCAUCCCGCUUUGACAACGCAUCGCAUCCAGCUCCCGACGGUACAUUUCACCGGGAAGAAAGAUGAUUUGCCCAUGAUGGAACAGUCUCGCUUGGUCAUGGGCUUAUGCGAUCCAGCCAUGGCGCGUGUGCAUCAACACAGCGGUGGGCAUGCUGCACCUUCGAAGAAACCAGAUGUGGACCGGCUGGUGGAAGCUAUUGAAUAG